This is a messenger RNA of Gracilinanus agilis (Agile Gracile Mouse Opossum), 513 nucleotides long. Its product is annotated as complement component 1 Q subcomponent-binding protein, mitochondrial-like. The record is from RefSeq and is a predicted model, not a curated record. Gene Ontology annotation, cellular component: mitochondrial matrix. The transcript is spliced from 2 exons. Gene Ontology annotation, biological process: cytosolic ribosome assembly. Lineage: Eukaryota; Metazoa; Chordata; Mammalia; Didelphimorphia; Didelphidae. The coding region runs from base 1 to 513 and encodes 170 amino acids.
AUGGCUACUAAGGAAACAUCCUCUACUUUUGAAUUCCCUUUUACUUUGAUACUGGCAGGUGAGAGGAUCACAGUCACCUUCAACAUCAACAACAGCAUCCCACCUACCUUCAACAAUGAGCCAAUGGAGGGACAGAGGGCCCAAGAGCAGCAGGAGCCUGAUCUUAUGUUGACACUGAAUUUUGUGGUGGAAAUUGUAAAGAACAACACCAAGAAGGCCCUCGAGCUGGACUGCCACUACCCAGAAGAUGAAAUUGGACAAGAGAGUGACAUUUUCUCCAUCAGGGAAGUUAGCUUUCAGCUCACCAGUGACUCUGAAUGGAAGGAUACAAAUUAUACCCUCAACACAGAUUUCCUGGACUGGGCCCUGAAUGACCACUUGAUAGACUUCUUGGCUGACCAUGGGAUGAAUAAUGAUUUUGCAGAUGAGCUCAUUGAACUCAGCAUGGCCUUGGAGCACCAGGAAUACACCAACUUUAUGGAGGAUCUGAAGGGUUUCAUCAAGUUUCAGUAG